This is a messenger RNA of Ooceraea biroi (clonal raider ant), 1714 nucleotides long. RefSeq lists its product as uncharacterized. Gene Ontology annotation, cellular component: plasma membrane. Gene Ontology annotation, molecular function: olfactory receptor activity; odorant binding. Lineage: Eukaryota; Metazoa; Arthropoda; Insecta; Hymenoptera; Formicidae. The record is from RefSeq and is a predicted model, not a curated record. Gene Ontology annotation, biological process: sensory perception of smell; detection of chemical stimulus involved in sensory perception of smell.
GUCUUCAACGGAGAAGUGAACUUUACGAAUACACAUAAUGGAAUGAAACGCAUGAAAUUCUGCCGUUAAAGAAAAGGUGAACUACGCAUGCUCAAACGAUAACUCGAUGAGCUCAGGAUCAUUUGUAAAAUGAGUAUCUCCAUCCAAGAACGGUACUUCAGUUUGAAUAGAAUUCUAUUGCUCACUGUUGGCUUAUGGCCUUAUCAACAAUCAAAGUUUGUUUCAUGUCAGGCAGCAUUGUGUCUUGGCAUUUUGACAAGCUUUGUCAUAUUACUGCUUUCAAGACUUUGUUUUCUAGAAUAUUCCUUUGAUUUUACUAUUCAUUUGCUUUCUGCAUCAACGUAUUUUGCUUUCAUUUUGAUGAAUUAUAUCUCCUUUUGGAUUAACAUAGAAACUAUACAAUAUUUAUUGGAGCAAUUUCAAUACAUCUACAAUAGGCUAAAGGAUUCGAAAGAAAUUGCUAUCUAUAACAAAUAUGGGAACAUUGGAAAACGUAUAACAAUCAGCAUUACAGUAGUUGGAAUAUGCAAUCAUGCUUAUCUUGCUGUAAUACAAUGUGGACCAUACAUUUUGGAUAUGAUUAUGCCCAAAAAUGAGACCUACUCGCGCCGCUUCAUACUAGUUAUGUCUAAUUACUUCGCCGUACAAGAAAAAUAUUUUUAUUUAUUUCUUCUGCAUCUAAACGCAGUUUUUGCUGUAGGAUCACUUGCACUCAUAGCCGUAGCAACAAUGCUGUUAUCAUGUCUCAAACAUAUCUGUGGAAUGAUGAAAAUUGCUAGCUACCGCUUUGAACAAGCAAUACUGACUAUGUUACAAAGUAUUACUUUAAAAAAUAAAACCAUGACUUACAAGGAGUUUAUCUGUGCCGUGGACAUUCAUCGCAAAGCUAUGGAGAUUGCCAAAAUUUUUGUGGACGACAUGGAACGAUCACUUUUCAUUGUUACAAUGAGUACUGUGCUUUGUAUGAGUUUAAAUCUUUAUGCAUUAUCUCAAGGUGAAUCACCUGUGCAAGAAAUAGAAAGGACAAUCGGACAUCUUCUUCUCAUCAUUUUUCUUUUUACAUACAUGUUUAUAGCCAACUACGCUGGACAGGAAAUUACGGAUUCUAAUAAUCAUAUAUUUCUUACGGUAUACAAUGCUUCAUGGUACUUAGCACCGUUGCAGAUACAGAAGUUGAUCUUGUUCUUAUUACAAAGAAGUAACAAAGCUUUCACAUUGAAUCUCGGUGGAUUAUUCACAUUAUCUAUAGAGUGCUUUGCUUCGCUAAUAAAUGCAUCAGUAUCUUACUUCACUCUUAUGCUAUCUUUGUAAUAAUAGUAAUGAAAAUAUAACACAUGCAAAUAGCGCAUAUUAGAAUAGGUAUAAAACUAGAUGAAAAUGCCGACAUUCUCUUAUUCAACUGAGUUUAAACAAAUUAAUUAUAGGAAGUUGAUACAAUCAGAUAAGCUGACAAAACCAAAUCUGAAGUGUUUUAUACUAUUGAAUGUAUAAACUGUAUCAUUCGAAUAAAAUGUGCGAAUAAGAAGGGAUGUAUAUGAUAUGGUGAUGAUUAAUAUAUGUGAAAUAUGUAAAAUAUUAUAAUAAUUUAAAUUUUAAGUAUGUUAAUAAAUUAUUUGAAGAAAUAAAUUAAAUACUAAAUAGUCAGUGAUCGUGCUUGUGAAGCGAUAUUGUAAACCAAUAAGGAAAUGUAUGGUAUUAAAGCAAUAUAUGUUUA